UAUAUUUUGAGCUGCCUAGGACUCUUCCUCUUUUUCAUCAUAGUUAGGAUAGUUGAGCUACCUGCUGGAAAAUUUACUGCUGCUCUCAGAGGAAACUGGAUCAGUGUGCGGCUUUGUCUGGCUCUUGGGCAGAAGUCGACUGAACAGGUAUUACUGAAAGGUAUUACUUAAGAUGGAUCCCAAGAAAAAGAACUUCUUGGACAACUUGCGAAUUAAAACUAAGUUGCCCAACCUGAAGAAACCAGGUAAGAAGGCACUUGCCAAGCAGGGGAGGCAACUGGCCCAUCGCCGCAGUAUUUCUGUACCAGACCUAAGGUUGCCAGGUGACGCAUUUUCUCCAGAGGGCAUCUGCAUGUCCACUGACUCUGAUUCCAUCUCCAUUGGCAUCUCUCCCCGUCUCAGUGAUACUGAUUCCCUUGCAAGUGUCUCAGUCAUUGAUGGACCAACAGACAAACUGAAUGAUUCAUUCCAAGAACCUACACUCAGGGUUCCUACAGAUCACACAGCUGCAGCUUUGAAUAGAAUAAGUUCUCCAGUACCGACAUCAACACUUUAUGAGGACCCUGAUAAUUUGAUAAGUUCAGGCUCUGGGAGCAAGGUGAACGUGGGUCGUGAUGCCUUGUAUGCACAAGUGGAUAAAAGAGGCAUUGUACCCCAAUUUACUUUUGACCCUAUUCCUUCACCAAGAUCUGUUUUUACCAAUGCAACACCAAGACCAGUGAGUCUCUCUGGUGAAGACACCCCAGCAGAGAGAGUGCUUUCAGGUACUCUUGCUGCAGCAUUGGCCAGAGCAAACUCAUUUGGAGACCAAAUGAACCCAUACAUAGAAAAGGAGACCACAUCAUCUGAACAGAGAAAGCCAUCAUUCGAAAAAGGGUCUCCACCAACAAUCAGAGAAACUGAACUUCCAAGUACAAAGCCUCUGACAUUAGAUACUCUGGGUGCUCCUUUGGAGGGUGCUGAUGGGAUUUCACCAGACUCUGCCUGUGGCACCCCCAGUGAGGAGCGGGUCUACAUGCCCUCGACAACAGACUCAGAGGAACAGGACCGGGAUCCAUGCUCUCCCUUUUUGAAAGAGUUCUGCAUGGAAGAGGCCCUGCUAGAAGAAGCCCAGAAUGAGGAGGCCCUGGAUGAAAUAGUAGAGAUGGCCGAUGAACAGGGUGACGUCUUUGAUGAAAAUGUGCGAGAUCCCUCAGACAACCCUCAGGCUGUGACAGCAGGGCCUGAUGCCCAAGUACCUCAGCCGUUCCAGAGAUACCUCCUGAGCAUCAACUUAAAGCAGGGAAGGAACCUAGUCAUCAGGGACAAGCGCUCCGGCACUAGUGAUCCUUAUGUGAAGUUCAAACUUGAAGGAAAACAGUUCUAUAAAAGCAAAGUGAUUUAUAAAAACCUGAACCCACGGUGGAAUGAGUCCUUCUCCCAUCCUCUGCGAGAUCGAGAGCAUAUUGUGGAAGUUCGAGUCUAUGAUAAAAAUCGAACCACCGACGAUUUCAUGGGUUCCAGCACUAUUCCCCUGAAAAAUCUUGAAUUGUACAAAACCUAUGAAAUGGAGUUGCGUCUUGAUGAUCCAAAAAGUAAAGAAGAUGACAUGGGAGUUAUUAUUGUGGAUGUCUGCUUAAUGUUUAGAGAUGCCACCAUCAAAAGAAGCCCUAGAUGGCCAGUGAAGAAGAAUAAGCAGAACCAGGCCGCACCAUCCCAGCGGCCAGCUGAAACUCAGAAGAAUCAGCUGAAGAACCAGAUGUGGACUGGGGUGCUCGGGAUCACCUUGGUGGAAGGACAGGACCUGCCGCAGUAUGGCCAUGGGGACAUUUACGUCCGCUUUCGCCUUGGUGAUCAGAAGUACAAGAGCAAGAACCUUUGCAUUCAGGCCAAUCCCCAGUGGAGAGAGCAGUUUGACUUCAAUCAGUUUGAAGAUAACCAGGAACCUCUGCAGGUAGAGGUGUACUCAAAGAGAGGGAGGAAGGGUGAGGAAUCAUGGGGGAUGUUUGAGAUUGACCUAUCGAGACUUUCAUUUAAUGAGAGGCAGCUCUACACUCAUGUGCUGGACCCAGGAAAGGGCAGGCUAGUGUUUCUGGUCACCCUGAGACCCUGCUGGGGAGUCUCCAUCUCUGACACUGACGGAGCUCCCCUGGAGAAGCCUGAUGAGAAAGGCUCAGUAGUGGAGAAAUUUAGCUUAAAGAACUCGCACAAAUGUGUGGGGGAGGUUGGCUUCCUUCAGGUCAAGGUUAUAAAGGGAAACGAUCUUUCCGCAACAGACCUCAAUGGAAAAAGCAACCCGUUAUGUGUUGUUGAGCUUGGUAACAGCAAACUUCAAACUCACACAGUCUACAAGACCCUCAAUCCAGAGUGGAACAAAGCCUUUACAUUCCCAAUUAAGGACAUUCAUGAUGUGGUAGAGUUGACUGUCCUUGAUGAAAAUGGAGACAAGACCCCAAACUUUCUGGGGAAAGUGGCCAUUCCAUUACUGAGUAUUCAGAAUGGACAGCAGAUAUGUCUCUUCUUGAAGAAGGAAGACUUGGGAAACGCAUCCAAAGGAACCAUCACACUGGUGCUGGAAGUUAUCUAUAAUAAAGUCAGGGCUGGUAUCAGAACCUUCCAGCCGAAGGAGACGAAAUUAGUGGAGGAAAACCUGAAGUUCUCCAAAAAGGUUCUUGCCCGGAAUAUAUAUCGGGUUAGAAAAAUCAGCACGGCAGUUCUGUACACGUUACAGUACAUUAAAAGCUGUUUUCAAUGGGAGAGCACGCAACGGAGUCUAAUAGCCUUUCUGAUCUUCCUUGUGACGGUGUGGCACUGGGAUCUCUUCAUGCUGCCCCUAUUCCUGCUUCUGCUUAUUGGCUGGAACUACUUCCAUCUCACUGCGGGGAAGGCCAACUCCAACCAGGACCUGGUGAACAUGAGCAUGGGUGACGACGAAGAGGAAGAUGAGAAGGAAUCUGGAAAAAGGGGUUUGAUGGAUAAGAUAUAUAUGGUGCAGGAAGUAGUGCUGGUUGUCCAGAAUGUUUUGGAAGAAAUCGCGAACAUCGGAGAGCGAAUCAAGAAUAUAUUCAACUGGUCUGUCCCCUUUUUGUCAUGCCUGGCCUUCUUGGUGCUGUUUGUGUCAACAGCGCUAUUGUAUUUUAUCCCACUGCGAUAUAUUGUGCUGAUAUGGGGCGUUAACAAAUUUACCAAGAAGCUGCGCAACCCAUAUGCUAUUGACAAUAAUGAAAUACUGGAUUUCCUCAAGAGGGUGCCUUCUGAUGUUGAAAAGGUGCAGUACAGCGCGCUGAGAGCGCCCACCAGCCAGCCACGGAAGAAAAGGUAGGCUCCGCGGACAUGCUAGAUGAAAGGCUGGUCUCCUUUUGAAUAUGGUACCACGCAGUCUACCUGACAACAGUGCUCCAGUGCUAGCAGAGCCCAUGACCCUGUGCACCCUACCAUACCACCCUAACUCUGCCCCCUGCUGCUGAGGGGCAGCCAGCCGCUCUCUGGCUUGUGUGUUUGCCACUCCCCUGACAGGGGCUGUGAACUGCAGCAGCUAGGAGGGCAGCACAUGGUGCUGUCAAUCACAAGCCUGGAGGUAAAGAAAAGAGAGCGCUGCAAGCCUCAGCCUUCAUCUUUGGAUAUAAUUUAGAAAAGGAAUGAAAAGCGUCAGGGUUUGGUUUACCUUAGACUUCCACCGUUAUGCCUUUUUUUGACUUUAGUGAAACUGAGAAAUUUGCCUGAAGGUAAAGUUAAUACUAAAGCUUAACAGUUUAUGGAAAAUAACUCACAGCAAUGCUUUUUUCUUUAUACUUGGCUUAAUGUAUGAAAAGGUUAUACAUAUUGCAGAAAUUUAAAUAAUCAGGGAUAAUAUAAUAAUAAUAAUAAUAAUAAUCAGAAUCAGAAUCAGAAUCUGUAUAUUUUGUUGUGCAUUUAACAUACUAGGACAGAGCACUGAUUUCUACUACCCUUGUUGUGGUAAGGAUUUAUUGUAUAUGAUAUAAUGCUGUCAGCUUUCUUAAUUUGAUUUCAGCAACAAAUAUAUAUUUAGGUACUGUAUGUGUAUUAUCUCUGGCUGACUUUAUUUUUUUAAGUAGAAGUUCUGCUCUUAUGUCGUGUUAGACUGAUUAUUUUGAGAGUUUAUCUUCACUCUGUAUCAUGUCUGCGUCAUCAAAUGGAGAAUUAGCAGGAAUCCUAAAUACAGUAUCUUGAUCAGUUUGA
Molecule: messenger RNA, 4179 nt
Organism: Toxotes jaculatrix (banded archerfish)
Lineage: Eukaryota; Metazoa; Chordata; Actinopteri; Toxotidae
Gene: mctp2a
Product: multiple C2 domains, transmembrane 2a
Exons: 23
Coding region: 173-3301 (1042 amino acids)
Biological process (GO): regulation of neurotransmitter secretion
Cellular component (GO): synaptic vesicle membrane
Molecular function (GO): calcium ion binding
Source: RefSeq, a predicted model, not a curated record